AUGCCGCUACGCGCCAAAAUCCUCCACCCGGCCAUGACGGGCAGUGUGGUGAAGAAGUUCGCCACCGCAUCGCCCGCCGCCGUCAAAGAGCAGCCCGGCGACGAGCCCAACGAUGUCCUCUUCAGCUCCAACCAGGGCGUGCGCACCAUCACCCUCAACCGCCCCAAGAAGCUCAACUCCCUCGAUGGCAGCAUGUGCAGGAAGAUCAUCCCGAGACUACAAGAGUGGAGCAAGAGCCAGAUGGCCAAUGUCGUCGUCAUCAAGGGAGAAGGCCGCGCCUUCUGCGCCGGUGGUGAUGUGUCGUCGCUGGCGGCCAAUAACAAGAAGGGCGCCGAGGGUCAGCAAGUCAGCAAGGACUUCUUCAAGCUCGAAUACGGCCUCGACCACAUGAUUGCCACGUACGGCAAGCCGUACGUCGCCUUCCUCGACGGCAUCACCAUGGGCGGCGGCGUGGGCCUUAGCAUCAACGCCCCCUUCCGCAUUGCGACGGAGAACACGGUAUUCGCCAUGCCCGAGACCACCAUUGGCUUCUUCCCGGAUGUCGGCGCCUCCUUCUUCCUCCCUCGUAUGGAUGGAGAGCUGGGCAUGUACCUCGCCUUGACCAGCGAGCAGCUCAAGGGCGUCAACGUCUUCUACGCCGGCGUCGCCACCCACUACCUCCACUCCUCCUCUCUUCCCGACCUCGAGGCCCGCUUGGCCGAGCUCGAGUUCAAGGACUACGACUCCGCAGAACAUCGGGUGCGCGUUGUCAACGACACCAUCGAAGAGUUCUGCACCGGCUUGCCCCAUGACCAACCCAUCAGCGCACCCGUGGCCGGCAACGUGCGGAAAGCCAUCGACUACUGCUUCCACAGCAACCGCCAAGACGUCGACGCCUGUCUCAAAGAGGUCGCAUCCUUCAGCGAAAUGAACCCGGAAGAGCCGGGCGCAGAGGAGAUCAGCAAAUGGGCGCAGAAGACGCUCAAAACCAUCAAGCAGCGCUCGCCGACCUCCGUCAAAGUCACGUACCGCCAACUGCGCAACUCGAAGCAAUGGAGCAUCGCCGAGACAUUCGUGCGGGAACACGGCAUGGCGUCACGCUUCAUGGAACAUCCGGACUUCGUCGAGGGCGUCACGGCGCUGCUGGUGGACAAGCCGAAGCGCACGCCCAACUGGUCGCCCAACGAACUGAACGAGGUCACCGAAGCCACCGUCGACGAGUUCUUCCCGAGUCCGGACAAGAUCGCCAUGGAGUUGAUGGUGUCCGGCAAGGGAGCGGACUACGCCGAACCGCCCUACGCGCAUUUCCUCGGCCUGCCCACGGAGAAGGAAAUCGAGGGCGCGAUUCAGCACCAGGGCAUGACGAGCAAGGAGCAGGUGGUGGAGGCGUUCGUGUCGAAGUUCAACGGCAAGCAGGGCGUGGCGGAGAAAGUGAACGAGGUGCUGGAACGGCGGACGAAGGAGGAGGGCGGCAGGCUGGUGGUUGACGCGGCGUGA
This is a messenger RNA of Neohortaea acidophila, 1476 nucleotides long. Its product is annotated as ClpP/crotonase-like domain-containing protein. Gene Ontology annotation, biological process: L-valine catabolic process. Bases 1 to 1476 code for a protein of 491 amino acids. Lineage: Eukaryota; Fungi; Ascomycota; Dothideomycetes; Mycosphaerellales; Teratosphaeriaceae. The record is from RefSeq and is a predicted model, not a curated record. Gene Ontology annotation, molecular function: 3-hydroxyisobutyryl-CoA hydrolase activity. The transcript has 2 exons. Gene Ontology annotation, cellular component: mitochondrion.